This is a messenger RNA of Aspergillus versicolor CBS 583.65, 1843 nucleotides long. RefSeq lists its product as uncharacterized. Lineage: Eukaryota; Fungi; Ascomycota; Eurotiomycetes; Eurotiales; Aspergillaceae. The coding region runs from base 80 to 1687 and encodes 535 amino acids. The record is from RefSeq and is a predicted model, not a curated record. The transcript has 6 exons.
CCUUUUUUGGGCUGCCUUGGGGUUUAAAUCGGGCACGAGAGCCACCCCUUGUUGGUAGCGACAACAAAACCAAUCCACAAUGACUAUCUCUAAUGCCCCGUCUGAGCCAUGGCAGGCAAUAGCCGCCAAAAAGAGAGAAGAGGCUGCAAAGAAAAUCCCGGCUGAGUGGAAAUUGGCGUCUAAGUAUACAGAGGGCGUUAGCGAAACAUCCACCGCCAGCGUGCUCCAUGUGCCUAGAGAGUGUGGCCUUCUAUCUGCCAGAGAACUUGAGAUCACCGAGAAAUAUGACGCUGUCGAGCUGCUCAAGGCUAUAUCUACGGCCAAAUUCACUGCCCUGGAAGUUACGGUGGCCUUUUGCAAGCGAGCAGCGAUCGCGCAGCAGCUGGUACAAUGUCUAACUGAGACAUUCUUCGACGAAGCAAUUGCCCGUGCUAAAGAGCUGGACGAGUACUUUGCAAAGACUGGCAAGGUCAAGGGACCCUUCCACGGCCUGCCGAUCAGCCUCAAGGACGCGUUCAAUGUCAAAGGACACGAAACCACUAUCGGGUUUGUCUCGUAUUUCGGCAAGUCCACAGCAGCAAGCAACGCACCGUUGGUGGACAUUUUGCUCGAGCUCGGUGCCGUUCUCUACGUCAAGACCAACAUCCCCCAGACCAUGAUGUCCGCCGACUCGCACAACAAUAUUUUUGGUCGAGUCCUGAACCCGCAUAACCCCAGCCUCGGAGCCGGCGGCAGCAGCGGAGGCGAAGGCGCCUUGAUAGCCAUGCGAGGCUCCAUCCUGGGCGUUGGGACAGACGUCGCCGGGUCAAUCCGCAUCCCAGCACUCUGCUGCGGAGGGUUCGGCUUCAAACCCACGGUCGGUCGGAUUCCAGAUAGCGGCCAGGGGUCUGGGGCGCGCAAGGGCAGUCCUGGUGUCGCUGCGUGCGCGGGGCCACUGGCGACUACGUUCCGCGAUCUGAAGCUGUUCAUGGAUACGGUCAUGGCGGAGAAGCCUUGGAAUAGGGAUCCGACUGCAUUGGCUGUGCCUUGGAGGCCGUCUCCUACUGUAACGGAGGGUCCAUUGACCAUCGGGGUCGUCGGAGAGGACCCGGUAUAUCCAUUCCAACCGUCUGUGCUGCGCACACUUAAUGCAGCUGUCGAGGCUCUGAAAAGGGACGGCCAUACAAUCAAGAUACUAAAAGAUGUUCCAUCAAUCUCUGAUGCAGCAGCACUGGCCUUUAAUAUGUUCGCGUUGGACCCGAACAGUACCCAUUACACGCAUAUCCAUGCAAGCGGUGAACCGGAAGUUCCCUCCUUGAAGGACAGUCUGCCGGAUCUUUGGGACAAAAAAUAUACAGUAGACGAUAUCUUCGACCUCAACGCUCAGCGCGCUGGCUUUGUUUCUCGAUGGAAGCAGAUUUGGCGGGAUAACGGUCUGGAUGCGAUCGUCAUGCCGGGGCAUCGAAAGACCGCCGGUGCUCAUGAUACUUACGGCCAUCCGGCAUAUACGGUUGUGUGGAAUUUAGUCGAUUGGCCUGCUUGCGUGAUUCCGUAUGGAAAGGUUGAUCCGGUGUUGGAUUCGGUGGAUGCAAACUAUGAUCCCGGCCAGUUUGAAAAUGCACCGUGCUCGAUUCAGGUGGUUGCACGGCAAUUCGAAGAUGAGGAGCUGCUCUCAGUAGCCAGUGUGAUCGGAGCCAGGUUGGUUUGAUAGAUAGACUAUAUAACGGAGUAACUGUCUUCAAUCUAUAUGUAUACAUCAAAUGGGCAGGUUAGAAAGUAGUUCAUGACUUGCAGCCCGUCUCCUUUUUAUCAGCAUUCCAGUUUGCUAAUGAACUAUGAGUGCCUCGAUCUUGGUGAUUCUGCA